This is a messenger RNA of Pogoniulus pusillus (Red-fronted tinkerbird), 1153 nucleotides long. RefSeq names its product C-type lectin domain family 5 member A-like. Gene Ontology annotation, biological process: regulation of natural killer cell mediated cytotoxicity. NCBI's taxonomy places the organism in Eukaryota, Metazoa, Chordata, Aves, Piciformes, Lybiidae. The transcript is spliced from 7 exons. The record is from RefSeq and is a predicted model, not a curated record. Bases 24 to 725 code for a protein of 233 amino acids. Gene Ontology annotation, molecular function: signaling receptor activity. Gene Ontology annotation, cellular component: plasma membrane; cell surface.
AGAAAAAAGAAGGGAGAGCAAAAAUGCCAGAAAACGUCAUUUACGCUGACUUGAACUUGACCCAACCAACCAGCCCCAGGCAGCAGACCACUGACACCCCAGAUUGUACAUAUGCAGAAGUGAAGGUGCAGUCCCUAGACACAAAUGCUGAUGCUAGCUACACAUCAACUGGUAAAAGAUGUUGCUCCAGAACGCGGGUGGCUGGAGCGGUUGCUGUGACACUCCUCCUGCUGGUCGUAGUGCUGUGUCUGAUGCUCACCUACCAUCCAACUGCAAGCAGCUCACCUGACAUCAGAACACUCCCUACCACCUAUGAAGAAACACUAGCCUGCCCCAAAAACUGGGAAAGAAAUGGGGGAAAAUGCUACUUCUUUUCUAAAACAAAUGGAUCAGCUGGCUGGAAUGUCUCCCGUGAGGAGUGCACUAAAAAGGGUGCAGAACUGGUGGUCAUUGACAACAAGGAAGAACUGGAUUACCUUUCUUCACGGUCAAAAUGUUGUUACUACCUUCUUGGUCUCAGAUACUCUGAGAGUGAGAAGAAGUGGAAGUGGAUUAACGGUGUGGAACACAGCAAAGACAUGUUUGAAAUAAAAAAAGAGCCUGACUACUUCUGUGCUGUCAUCAGAAGCGGCAAAGUCGAAAGUGCAGCCUGCACAGGAGCCUCAAGCACACAGAACAUGUGUGAAAAAGCUGCAGGUACUUCAGAAAGGCAGAGGCAGAGCUGAAAGCAAGAGGUCCAAGCAGGAAUGUCAUCUGCUGCUUCCUGGAGAUGGGAUUUGCCUUAUUUAUCUUUAGCUGUCUGAAUAUCUAGUCAAAGGGACUCUUACAGGCUCCCUGAGACGCCUUGCCGAACCUAGCACAUUGGUUCCCAGGAUGGGUAUCUGAGGCUGAGUGGAUCUGCUCUGAAGAAGACUUCAUCUUCAUACAUCAGGAGUCUGCCUGACAGAAAAGGGGAAGCUGCCCUGGGGCCACUGUGGAACUGCACAGGUCCAUCAUACCCAGAGAGCUGCAGAAAGUCAGGACUCAGCAACAAAACUGCACAAGGAAAUCUCUAAUGAGGAAGUUUGCUUGAAAGUGGCUUCCUUACCCCUGCUUCUGGGCUUUCUUUGCUCACAGAGUUGUCUUCUUCUGGUUUUGUCAUCUCUGUCUGAAA